This is a messenger RNA of Guillardia theta CCMP2712, 1122 nucleotides long. RefSeq lists its product as hypothetical. The record is from RefSeq and is a predicted model, not a curated record. NCBI's taxonomy places the organism in Eukaryota, Cryptophyceae, Pyrenomonadales, Geminigeraceae. The transcript has 6 exons. Bases 1 to 1122 code for a protein of 373 amino acids.
AUGACUUGCUGCAAGCAUGACUCUUUUGCAGUGAUGGUGGUGUUGGCCGAAGCAGGAGCACCCUGGCUCCACAGAAGAUGUCGCGACAGAGACUUGGGAGCAGAUCAUUGCGGUCUCUUCACGAUUGAGGAGGAGGGCCCUCUAGACGUGUGCGGGCUGAUGGACGAUGGCCCAACAUCAGCAGCACCCUGCAGCGAGGCUGACUUGAAGAACGCUCUGCAUCUUACCAAGGGGAUUCGAGUUAGCUGGCAAGAGCUCCCUGCUGGUCUGAGGAUGGCGCUGUUUCCUGCCAUGAGGGUGGCGAUGGCGCUUUUCUUACAGAGAACCCAUCAGUCGGGUGAUAGCAGCUUCUUGAACAGAGAUUCUCUGCACAAAUGCGAAGAAUGCAUUCGACUUGCUCUGCAAGGGUUCGACAAAGUUCGACUUGGAGGCGGAGUGAGUGUGCUGAAUGUCGUCGAUGCCAUUCAUGCGAUCUUGAUGCUGCUGCCAACAUCCUGUGUUGACAUCGGCAAACGUUGGGAGUGGAUCAGAAUGCUGACAGAUGUUUCUUGUGUGCAGCAUGUUGCGGUCGAACAGAGUGAGUUGUCAAUCAACGAGAUCUGCCUGAAUGACAAGCUGGGAGCCUCGAGCCCUUUGAGAAGAUCGAUCUCGGUAAGGAUUGAGAUGAUUGCUUCGGGGAUGAUGAUGGAGAUGAAGAUGAUGAUUUCCUUGCUUGCAAACCUCAGCUGCAAACUCGAAUCAGGGAGCGAGCAAGUGACGAAACAGAUGUUCAUCAUCAUCAAGAACAUGUCAAACGCCCUCUUCUUGUCUAUCGACAACUCCAACAGACCUGAUGCACCUAGCUGUCGAAACAUGAUGCACGUUCCGAGCUCUUCGGCCAUGAAAUUGGUGAGAGUCAUCUUGUACUGGACGGAUCAGAUUUUUGUUGUCACUCAUGGAGGAGCGAGGGAUGGAAACGUCGAGAAAGCUCCUUGUCGACAGAGCCAUCAGCAGAAGCUUCGUUUCAAGAGCAACAGCUGUGAUGCUCAGAAUUGUUUCGUGUUCGGAGGAAUCAGAACGUUGUUUGAGGCGAUGCGAAGACAUUCAAGUUCGAUGAACAAAUGGCACAAGUUGUCAUCAUGA